CGCGGAGGACACGAGGCUGCGUAGAGGGAGGCACUCUCAGUUCUUGGCACUUGUUGAGUCUUAAGUUCAAGCGUGGUACUAUUUUUUUAAAAGGCUACCUUGACAGAUAAGGCAAGAUGGCCGCCUCAGACGACGGACUGGACUCCUUCCUGACCCAUCUGGGCAUGGGGCGCUGGACAUACCUGCACUUCGCUGCGUCCACCAUGGUCCCUGCUUUGUUGCCGACGUUUCUUAUAGGGAGUGAAUUCAUCAACCCGACGCCUUCGUUUACAUGUAAUAUUCCUGAUGACAACUUUACUUUUCCGGUUAAUGGGUCAGAGUGCACGAUGCUCCACGUGGAGGAAGGCGAGGCGGUGACUGUUCCGUGUUCCAACUUCACGUACGACACUUCUGUGUUCCAUUCCACCGUGUCCACUGAGUGGGACCUCGUGUGUAAAAACGAGUUUCUGUCGCCGCUGUUCCAGACUAUCUACACGGCAGGCUGCUUCGUCGGUUCCAUUCUUGGGGGCAUUGCUGCUAAUAGAUACGGGCGUCGGUGGGCGGUGCGGGUGGGGUCCGUAAUGACAGUAUUUUGGGCGGCAGUUCUGUCUAUAUCCCCCUGGCUCAUUCUGGUCUUCGCCUCUCGUUUCAUUCUGGGAGUCUUCAAUACCAUUAUGGUCUACCCGGCGUUCAUGCUGACCAUGGAAGUGUGCGUGCCAUACCUGAGGUCCACUGUGGGUGUCCUGUUGGCACUUCCUUACGCGCUCAUGAUGAUCAUCCUGGCUGGCAUCGCCUACGGAAUCCGGGACUGGAGGAUUUUGCAAGCUGUUGGCUCCAUCCCAGCGCUCCUUCUGGUGCCACUUGCCCUCUUGGUGGACGAGUCUCCUCGCUGGCUCUUGGUCAACGGGCACCUGGAGGAGACGGUGAAGGUCCUCGAACGAGCUGCCUCCCUGAACCGAAGUGACAUGGAGGGGCUGCCGUCCAUUGAAGCUACGGUGAACAAGAUUCAUGAGAGAUUAUCAGGUUCGAGGCCCACAGCGGAGAGCCCAAAACCCGACAUGCAGCACCCAGACGGCCUUCAGAACGGUGCCAGCGUCGACAGAGCUGAAGAAGGGACUUCGGGGACUAGCAAGCCCUUGGGAAUCGCCGACGGCUUUGGGGCUUGGUGGGCGGGACCCGUGGCCUUGGUCCGCACGGGGGUGAUGAGGCGCCUCUCUCUGGUACUCGUGGUGAUCUGGCUCCUGCAGGGGAUCGUUUACCUGGGACUUCCCCUCAGCGCCAACGCCUUUAGUUCCCCAUUCCUAUACAUGGCACUCAUGGGUGCCGUGGAAGUGCCAGCCUACAGUGUCUCCGCGCCGAUCACACAGCGCCUCGGGAGACGUCCAGUUAUCUGCUUCUGCUUAAUCAGCUGUGGUGUCCUGCUCCUCAGUUUACUGAUCCUCGAAAUUUAUGGUAUUAAAGAAGAAUGGGUCGAUUUACUGCUAGUUCUACUUAGCUAUCUGCUGGUGUGCACGUCUUAUCAGGUAAAUUUCCUGUACGCUCCUGAGCUCCUGCCGACCACCAUUAGGCCCUGGGGGACGGCGAUGUGCACUCUGUCUGCAUAUGUUGGCUUCAGCAUCCCUCCUUUUAUCACAGAUUACCUGGCCUACAGCUACCCCUGGCUCCCCUCCGCUGUGUUCGGCUGCUCCGCCUUCAUCGCCGGGGUCCUCGUCACCUUCCUUCCGGAGACGAACGGCAAACCGAUGAUGGAGACCGUGGCAGACCUCCAGCUCCGUCUCUCCAAGAACAGCUUACAGCAAAAGAGCAACGAUUUAAAACUCAGCAUCAGCGGUGUCAAGCCUUAUUUGUAGGAGAUGAAAUGUCAUCGUUCUCGUUUUAGUUACUAUGUGGUUUGCUAGACAGCAGCCACUUGAUCAUAUUUGACGAACCUGUUGCGUCCGAGUGCGGGAAUUUGUAACCAGUAGGCUAUACAAGUUUCUAGUACGUGUUUAGACAGGUAUGCCUUUGUUUAGUAAACGAGUGAAUAAGGAUUGCUAUUGGUUACUGAAUGCCUUAGGGUGCCAAAAAUUAAAGACAGUUACAGAAAAUAAACGUGAAUUUGAUUGUGAGCAAAUAAUUUCAGUGAUCUGAUAUGUAAAGCUAUCAUGAUGUCAGUUGCUAAUACUGGUCAGGUCUGAGUAAGUAUAGUUUAUAUCAGAAUAUAAUGGAAGUUGACUACAGGUGUGUUCAGUAAGAAUAUGAAAUUGUCUGUCUAUAAUGCAUUAGGAGUGUGAAGUAAAUAUCUAUUAUUCAGGAAAUUUCAUUAUAUAUAUAAUCAAUUUUAGAAUAUUUCAUCAUGUCAAAAAAUCUUCAGGUUUGCCUUUACCGUUUGGCUUAUUAAGUGAUAUAUUUGUAUUUUUUUGUCAAUACAGGAAAAACGAGGCAGGUUUUACACUAUUUUUUAUCUCACAUUUUAAUAUUGUUAUUUCUUUAACUGUAUCUUGUUUUGCAAGGUAUUUAUUGUCAAUGUUAUAUCAAUAGAGUGAGUGUGUGUGUGUGCCUACGUGUGUGCGUGUGUGUGCGUACGUGUGUGCGUGUGUGUGUGUGUGUGUGUGUGUGUGUGUGUGUGUGUGUGUGUGUGUGUGUGUGUGUGUGUGUGUGUGUGUUUACAUAUUUGUGUGAUGUAUUUUAUUAACUCAUGAGUGUCUUUACUUAUAUAUCUGACAUAAGACGUCAGACAAUGGCAUAGAAUACAUCAAAUUAUUUAUG
This is a messenger RNA of Penaeus indicus, 2727 nucleotides long. RefSeq names its product solute carrier family 22 member 6-like. The record is from RefSeq and is a predicted model, not a curated record. Gene Ontology annotation, molecular function: transmembrane transporter activity. The transcript has 13 exons. Lineage: Eukaryota; Metazoa; Arthropoda; Malacostraca; Decapoda; Penaeidae. Gene Ontology annotation, cellular component: membrane. Gene Ontology annotation, biological process: transmembrane transport. The coding region runs from base 117 to 1829 and encodes 570 amino acids.